AUGAAAAAUGUUGCAUUCCCCAACGAAGUACGAUCCGAAGGAGCACAUCUGGAGCGGUGCCCGGCUGCAGGGACUCUACAAUGAAGACUUGACCGUUGGACAGAUCAUCUUUCGACAGCUCCGGCGGGAGCCGCAGAGGAUUUUCCAAAUAUCGCACACGGAUAAUACGAGGCUAACGCGUGGCCAGAUGCUGGAGAAUGCCUGCAAAAUGGGGGCCUAUCUGAGGGGACAAAAGUUCACGAUGGCGACGGAUAUUGUGGGUCUGAUGGCCCGCAACACAACACAUGUGGCAGCCGUGGCCUAUGGCUGCCUCUUCAACGGCACACCCUUUCAUGCCGUGAACCCGAAUCUCGAGGAAAAGACCAUCAGGGAUCUGUACCACAUCACCAAGCCCCGCAUCCUCUGCUGCGACAGUCAGGACUACCAGAAGAUCAAGGACAUAGCCGAGGCGUUGGGGGCCAUCGUUCUCAUAGUAAAUGGAAAGAUACCCCAAGUGGCCAGCAUCCCAGAGAUACUUAAAACAUCUCUCAGUCCAAACUAUGAGCCCUCAGAGUUCGCUGGCGGCAUCAAUCGCACCAUGGCCAUCCUUUGCUCCUCGGGCACCACAGGAACCCCCAAGGCGGUGACGAUUUCCAACAGCCGUAAGCUCUUCGAGUGCCACAGCUACCUGUCCUCCAACGAUGUCCAGUAUGCCCCUAGUACCCUGGAUUGGCUGACGGGACUCAUUUCUCUAGUGACAGCUGGAGUUUAUGGCACUGUCCGUCUGGUAUCUAGCGAUAUGUUUAGUCCUGGGCACUUUCUGGAGAUCUGUGAGCAGCAUGAAAUCUCCUGGUGUAUUAUGGCCAAUUCCCAUGUGGCCAUGUUGGCCAAUUGUUCGCAAACCAAGGCCCAAAAGUUGAGGAGCCUCCAGCACCUGCUGUUCGCGGGCGGCCACUGCCUUGUGGCGACCCUCAGGAAGAUGCAGUCCUUCCUGCACGGCCAGGGUAUCCUGCGGAAUGCCUAUGGGCUGACGGAGCUGGGAGCCCUCGUGUCCUACAACUACGACACGCAAUCGAAGCCCGAAUCAGUGGGUCGUUUGAUGGCCAACAUUCGCGUGCGGGUUGUCGAUGGCUCGGGUCAGAAUCUGGCAGUCAAAGGCGUGGGGGAGAUCCUCCUCCACAAUGGACAGCCUUGGAGCGGAUACUUCGGCAAUCCCAAGGCCACGGCAGAGAUGCAGGACCCCGCAGGAUGGUUCCACACCGGCGAUGUGGGCUUCUUUGAUCAGGACAGCUAUCUGCACAUCGUGGAGCGCAAAAAAGACAUGCUAAAGUAUCUGGGAAUGAUGUACUAUCCGCAUGAGAUCGAGGAAGUGAUCGCCCAAAUGCCUGACGUCUCGGAGGUCUGUGUUUUUGGCCUUUGGCGCGAACAGGAAGGCGACGCGGCCGCUGCCUCGGUGGUGCUUCGUCCUGAAAGCCGUAUCAAGGCCUUCGAAGUGGAGGCUUUUGUGCGGGACAACAUCACCGUGCCGUUCAAGCAUCUCCACGGUGGGGUGCAGAUCGUGCAGCAGUUGGCCAAGAGCGCCAAUGGAAAGGUCAAUCGUUCGGCGGUCAGAGAAAACUACAUAAAGAGGGGCUCCUCCUCCUCCAGCGCUUAGAUGGGCCCCCACAGAUACGCAACAACGAGUUUCACUAUUCAAAAGAUACAGAUACAAAAUGUAAGUGGAAGUGUAAAAGCGGCCGGGAGGGGGGCUCUGAUAAGCCGGCAGCAGCAAGCACUUUGCACUCACAAGAUACAUAUUUACGUAGAUACUAUCUAAACUUUGCACUGUAAUAUGUAUCUGUCACACAAAUAAAGAUACAUUAUAAUGCAAAUAAAAAAUUUCACAUAAGAUUACACCAAA
Drosophila persimilis is the source of this 1879-nucleotide messenger RNA. It is a transcript of the gene Acsx2, whose product is annotated as luciferin 4-monooxygenase. NCBI's taxonomy places the organism in Eukaryota, Metazoa, Arthropoda, Insecta, Diptera, Drosophilidae. Gene Ontology annotation, biological process: fatty-acyl-CoA biosynthetic process; long-chain fatty acid metabolic process. The record is from RefSeq and is a predicted model, not a curated record. The coding region runs from base 8 to 1633 and encodes 541 amino acids. Gene Ontology annotation, molecular function: long-chain fatty acid-CoA ligase activity. The transcript has 2 exons.